This is a messenger RNA of Morone saxatilis (striped sea-bass), 1703 nucleotides long. RefSeq names its product ribokinase (gene rbks). Bases 93 to 1031 code for a protein of 312 amino acids. The transcript has 9 exons. Gene Ontology annotation, biological process: D-ribose metabolic process. Gene Ontology annotation, molecular function: ribokinase activity. NCBI's taxonomy places the organism in Eukaryota, Metazoa, Chordata, Actinopteri, Moronidae. The record is from RefSeq and is a predicted model, not a curated record.
UUUGAGGUCUGUCACACGCAGACAGUUCGUGGAGUCGAGUCCUACACGGCCGUUCCGCACAACGCUGCACAGCAAGGGCCGCAACUCAGAUCAUGACUGAAGAGGCUUUUGACGUGACGGUGGUUGGCUCAUGUAUGACUGACUUAGUGAGCCAGGCACCAAGGCUACCCAAAGCCGGAGAAACCAUCCAUGGUCACAAGUUCUUCAUUGGCUUCGGAGGGAAAGGGGCCAACCAGUGCAUACAGACUGCAAGACUGGGGGCCAAAACCGCUAUGAUCUGCAAGGUUGGUAAAGACUUCUUUGGAGACAAUUACAUCCAGAAUUUCAAGGACAAUGGUGUACACACAGACUUUGUCGGGCAGACCUCUGACGCCGCCACAGGAGCUGCCUCCAUCAUUGUCAACGAUGCAGGUGAGAAUGCCAUUGUGAUCGUUGCGGGUGCCAACAUGCUGCUUGGCGGCGAGGAGUUGCAGAAAGCUCUUCCAGCCAUCAGUCAUGCAAAAGUGCUGGUGUGCCAGCUGGAGAUCAGCCCGCAGACAUCCUUGCAGGCACUGCGCAUGGCUCGGGAGAAGAAAGUAAAGACGAUAUUCAACCCAGCGCCGGCCAUUCCUGACUUGGAUACAGGUUUCUACAGAGCCUCUGAUGUGUUUUGCUGUAAUGAGUCUGAGGCUGAGUUGCUGACCGGCUCCUCAGUAACUAACGUGGAGGAAGCACAUCAGGCCGGUCUGGAGCUGCUGAAGCGGGGCUGUGGGUCAGUCAUCAUCACUUUAGGACCCCAAGGCUGCGUGGUGCUCAAGGCACAGGAGUCUACCUUUAAACAUGUUCCAACUGCUGCCAUCACAGCAGUGGACACUACGGGUGCUGGAGACAGCUUUAUUGGAGCUCUGGCAUUUUACAUGGCUCAUUAUCCCACAAUGCCUCUGGAGGAGAUGGCCCGCAGAGCCAAUCAGGUGGCAGGAGUGAGCGUGCAGGCCGUCGGCACGCAGAAGUCUUACCCCGUCAGAAAGGACCUACCGGCUGAACUGUUCUGAGAGCAGCAAGUAGACACCAGUGUGAAUGGACCAAGGCUGACCUGGGAAUCAAACUCUUUUAAAAAGGAUCUGCUCUUGAGAAAUCCAAGAAUGAACAAUAUUGUGUAACUGAGGAUUGUUAAUGAUGCAACCAAUGUUACUUAAUUGUAAAGCUGAACAUUCGACUCUUAAUGUAACGGUUAUGUGAAUAGUACCUGCAAAAGACAAUUAUUGAGUUUAUAAAACCUCUGAUCUCACUACUUUUGAACUAUUUAAUAAUUGACAAGCAUCUUAACGCUUAGCUUGCAUGGUGCAUAACUGCCUUUAAUUUAUUUAAUUACCCCAAGUAAAUCAUAUUUCACAAAUGGGAGGUGUCACAAAGUUUGACUGAAUCGUAAUCAUUAAUACUAUGUAGAGCUGUUUAAUAAUAUUUGUAACAUCAAGACAGCUGUUGUGCCCCCAAUAAAUUCAUCACUUUUACACACGAGUGGUAUUUUGUUUACAGUGGCAGGAGUCGGGUUUCUUCAGUAUCGGUCGGGGUUGCAUCACGCUGAACUGCUGCUGAGCAGAGAGUAGAGGCCUUCUGACAGAUCCAAGAAGAAAUCCUCUGAAAACGUGUCAGCAAGCCCAACAGAAAUGUUGACUGACGAAACACCUUGUAUAAUCCAUGGCAAUAAAAAGAGUCUGUUUAAA